UCUUUCUCUCUUUCGUCUUGUUUUUCUAGGGUUUACGGAAGACGCGGUGCGGGGAGGAUAGAAGAAGCAGGGAGAAACGCAGGUGCAAAAGAGAGGAAGGAAAAUCAAACAAAAGAGAAAGAAUGGGCGGUAAAUGCCCUCACAGGAAGGUGAAGAAGCGUAGGCUCUCCCAUAAAUCUGCCCGCCGCGAGAAAUUCCUCGUCAAAGGCGAUGACAUGGUUUACUCCGAGCUUCGUAAGGUUGGUGAUGGGGAGACUAAUCCUCCGCGACCGUUGGAUGAAGAUCUCCCUGGAAUGGGCCAAUUCUACUGUUUGCACUGCGACCGCUACUUCGCGAACGUGUCCAUUAGAGAUGAGCAUUUCCGAACAAAACGUCACAAGAAGCGCUUGAAGCUAAUGGAGGGACCUGCACCACAUACUCAGCUUGAUGCCGAUUUAGCUGCUGGAAUGGGGAUGCCUGAUAACGGUCCUAAGCUCAUGUCCACUUGAGUGACUCCGGUAUUCCUUCUUGAAGGUAUUACUGAAUGUCUCAUUGUAGAAGGCUACUGGCCUACAUUCUUGUGACAAAACUCUCCCAAUUCUGACAUAUGAAGCAACACAUUCAAGCUUAAUUAGUUUGUCGAAGCCGAGAAGUACGAGAACUGAGGUUAUGGAUAAUUUAUGUUCAAAUUCAGCAAAGCUUCUAUCAGCUUUGCCGGUCCGCUAAAAUGGUUACUUUUUCAUACAAUCUGUAAUCGGUGCCACAAUGGUGUAGAAAUUCUCCACGAACUGACGAUAGAAUGUCGCUAAUCCGUGAAAACCCCGUACUUCAUGGAUGUUGGUUGAAACUCAAUUCCUUGAUGGAU
Molecule: messenger RNA, 844 nt
Organism: Magnolia sinica
Lineage: Eukaryota; Viridiplantae; Streptophyta; Magnoliopsida; Magnoliales; Magnoliaceae
Exons: 5
Coding region: 123-488 (121 amino acids)
Molecular function (GO): nucleic acid binding; zinc ion binding
Source: RefSeq, a predicted model, not a curated record